Messenger RNA from Ogataea philodendri, 492 nucleotides. RefSeq lists its product as uncharacterized. The coding region runs from base 1 to 492 and encodes 163 amino acids. The record is from RefSeq and is a predicted model, not a curated record. The transcript has a single exon. Lineage: Eukaryota; Fungi; Ascomycota; Pichiomycetes; Pichiales; Pichiaceae.
AUGCUGAACCACUGGUGCUCGGGGUCUCCAAAGAACCUGGCACGACAGUAUGAGUUGUUGGAUGAGCCCAUUGGGUUGAAAAGCCUCGAGAAAAUCACAACAAUCGGGGGCAGAACAAGACUCGUGUUGCCCGACAAGAAAAGACGUUUGUUCGAGUUUAGAUGCUCCAAACUUGGUAGCCACCAGUUUAGUCGAGGAAUCGACAAGUUGCACAGCUUGAUCACUCGCAGAUUCGGCAUCGGCUUGUCCAUGUUUCCAGAUAAGAAAACCAGCAUGGCGUCCAUCCCACGAAUGUCUAUCGAGUAUAGCGUAGCAGAGUUGGUUUCCACCAGUUGGGCCAUCAUUUCGCCGAAAAACUUGAGAUACGGCUGUUUCUUGAUACUCUUGUCGUCGUUCUCGAACUUUUGCUUGAUCAGGUUCGAAAAGGUUGUUUCCUCGAUCAGGUAUCUGCUGGGGACUUUCAUCACAUGUCUGCUUUUCAGCUUUCCAUAG